Messenger RNA from Sycon ciliatum, 678 nucleotides. RefSeq lists its product as uncharacterized. The record is from RefSeq and is a predicted model, not a curated record. The coding region runs from base 1 to 678 and encodes 225 amino acids. The transcript has a single exon. Lineage: Eukaryota; Metazoa; Porifera; Calcarea; Leucosolenida; Sycettidae.
AUGGUUGUGGAUGACGGUGAGGGCAGCCACCAAGACGACUCAGUGGAUGAGUUGGAGAGACUCAGGCAACAAGUAGCAGAAUUGAACUUGAAAAAUGAGAAGCUUGACUUAGAACUGCAGUCCGCUAAGUCGUCUCGGGAUGUGAGUGUGGGUCUUUGCUCCAAACUGUGGAAAGAGCAAAAGACAUUGGAAGAGGAGCUCAGGCAGACAAAGGAAAGCCUGGUCCUGCACAAAUUUGACAUCCGUAGGUUCUCUGAGAAGGCCCACAUGGUGAAGCUCUACACCGGCUUCACGUCAUUUGACAUGUUGAUGGCAUGUUUUCACUAUCUGGAGUCAGACGCUGCUGAGAUGCGAGCUUGGAAAGGAUCGAGGACGAAGCUUGAUGGUGAGCGACUCGGGAGAAAGAAUGGUCCAUUGCCUAAACUCAGCCUGGAGAUGCAAUUCUUCUUUGUAUGUGUCAGGUUACGGCAAGGACUCGUGUUGGACGAUCUGGCAGAUCGAUUCAAGGUGGACAGUUCAACCCUGUCAAGCUACUUCACGUCAUGGGUGAAUUUGAUAUAUGUGACCUUUAAAGAAAUGCUGGUGUUUCCGUCUCGUCGGCGUAUCGACAAAGACAUGCCCAAAUCUUUCAAGAUAUACUACCCCACUACUAGAGUCAUCACAAGCAGAAUCGCUUAA